AGUUGUUUUGUGCUAAGAGCCGAGAGGAGACAAGAGAAGUUGAGUGGCGCUUAGCUCGUCUCCACACGUUCUGUUUGGUUGCACAUAGUAGUAUACGACUCUUUUGAAAUACCCAGUUGUUGAAAUAUUGCUCGAGUGGGGAUAAAUCGACCAAAAUGGAUCCUUUUACUGAGAAACUGUUGGAACGGACCCGGGCUCGCAGAGAAAACCUGCAGAAGAAAAUGGCAGAGAGACCAAAUGCAGCAAACAGACCGAUGGUCAAAAGGCCCAGAGAGCCACUGGCUGACACCAAUAGUGUGAUCAGUGAGCCAGUCAUUGAUAAAGUUCCGCAGGUGUCCUCCAAACCUUCUCCCUCAAAGCGGCGGUGCUCAGAGGAAAAUGUCCAGCCUGCAGUUGGUGAAGAAAACCAAGAGCCGACGAUGGCACGACCUUUGGCCCCUGUGGUCUCAGAUCCUCCCACAGACAGGAAACCUCCACUGGCGCCAGGCAGCAGAUGUUCCUCCUCCCUGGAGAAGACUGCCACACAGCCUGUUGUCCAGUCUCAGCUGGGGCAUCAAAAAACUAUACAGCCAGAGCCACAGAAGAUAGCUGUCACCCCUGCUCCUGAUAAUCUGAACAGCAGAGAAGCAGAGAUGGUGCCUGCCAGUCCAGCCCUCCAGAGGACCGUGGAGGAUUCAGCUUCAUGUGCUGCUGGCAUGAAGUCACGUCUACAGAAACUAGCUGAGCAAAGAAAAUGUUGGGAUGGCAACAGCACCUCUGAUACAGUUCCCAUGUCCCCGUUGAAGAGACAGGCUGAGGUCCCACCAGCUCCUGUCCCUUCUCUGACCUCAGAACCUCCAGUAGGGAGGAGAGGCCGACUGGCCAAUCUCGCUGCCACUAUUGGAUCCUGGGAAGAUGACCUAAACCGUGCUAAUAUCCCCAAAGAGAAUGCAAAAGAGAAGCCUGGUACAGCUUUUCCCAAGUCAGCUGUCAGAGAGGCCACUGUAGCUGUCAACGCCAAGCCAAGUGCUGCUGGAGGCCAUGUGGUGGCCAGUACAACUAUGGGCAGCAAGUCCACAUCCAGCUCUUCUCAGCAUGCUGUGUGUUCUCCGGUCAAGCCGAGCCAAGUGCUUUCCCCGGGCCCUCAGAAAGCUGUCAUUCCUGUAGCCACACCAACGCUUCAGUCAGUAACCAGUCCUCAGAAGAGUUCCAACCAGGGGAUGACUUUCACCUCUAGUCCUCAGAAGAGCUACAGCCAUGGAUCAGCCUUUCCGUCCAGUCCCCAGAAGGCCGGUCCCUCCACCUCAACACCUGUGCCUCAAAGCCCUCUGAAAAAUCAGGUCCUCUCCAGGGGUCUCAACAUCACUUCAAGCCCCCAGAAGCCAGAGCUUUGUGCCAAGCCCGCCAUUGUUGGCCCCUCUGUCCAUCAGGAAAAGGCAUCUGCUGGGGGACCUGGUGUAAAAUCUUUCCUGGAGCGCUUUGGAGAGAGGUGCCAGGAGCGUACCAACCAGAGUUCUCCAGCAGGGGGCACUGCCCAGGCCAAGCCUUCCACUGUAACUCCAUCAGUCACACCAAACACCAAACUGGAGCGGGAGUCUGAGCUGGCUCAAAUUCGCAAUCGCUUCCAGAAGGGGAACAAUAUGUGGAAAAACAGAGAUGAAGUAACAGAAACCAAGAAGAACUCCGAUAUCAAGGAACAGCUUGUCAAGCCUGUGGAGAGUGAAGCUGCCCUAUGUGAGCCAGAGGAUGAACCUACAGCACUGUCUACUGAGAAAACUGGUAACCCCACCAUGUUAACUCCUGCAGUCUCACCACCAGCACAGACAUCCAGUCCUCUGAGGGUGGAUACUGUAGAGAAACCAACUGAUGAAAUACCAGAAAAAGAGGAAGUGGUCACAGAGAUAGAGAUGAAUGUGGACCAGUCCUUCAACUCUGCAGUCAUCACUGAGCUGUUUGAUGGAGUCCUGGAGCAGAGUGAAGAUCAGGAUCAGGAUGAGGAUGAGGAGGAAGACGCUUUGAAUAUCUCCUCCAUGUCCCUCCUCACUCCACUGGCAGAGACUGUGGCUGCUGUGGUGAGCAGUCCAGAGAGGAGAAUGAUGACGUCAACUCCAGCCAGUUCAUUCAUUAUGAAGAACAAAACUCCAGACAAUGUUUCCAAACCUAGCAAAUUCCAGAGAACUAACAUGAUACGGACUGCCUCUUCAGACAGUGUAGAGGCCUCAGAUGAAGACCAUAAACUGCCUUACAGCAUUGAUGCAUACAGGUCCACCAGAGUGAAAGAGAUUGAGAGACCCAAUGUGAAGCAGGUUAUUGUGAGAAAAGAGGAUGUUUCUCACAAAUCAGAAGAGCCUAUAGGAUCCAGUCUCUUCAAUAUUAAACAGAAGAUGAAGAUUCUGACUAAUGAGAUAAACCUGCAGCAGACAGUUAUUCAUCAGGCCAGUCAGGCUCUUAACUGCUGCACAGAUGAGGAGCAUGGCAAAGGAUCCCAGGUGGAGGCUGAGGCAGAGAGGCUGCUGCUAGUGGCAAUGGAGAGGAGGGAGGCACUGAAGGCGGAGCUGGACCGUCUGAGAGGAGGUCCAGCAGGACAGAAAAAGGCCUCUGCAGUCCCAGAAUCCACCAGCAUGUCUGCCUCGAAGGGCUCCAUCACCCUUCAGGAGUUACGUCUGCCCCUCAAGGCAGACUUUGUCUGCUCCACUGCCAACAAGCCAGAGUCAACCAAACAUUCCUUCUUCAUCAUGAUGCGGGCUGGAGCAGAGAACACUGUGGCUACUCCGCUGGCCAGCACACACCGCGGCCUCAGUGGAGACACCCUCACCUUCCCUACCAAGUUCACCAUAUCUGAUGUCUCCAGUGACUUUGUAAUUGAUAUUGAGGUGUACUGCCUGGUGCAGAAACGUGAGGUUUGCAGUGACAAAAAGAAGAAAACCAACAAAUCAAAGGUAAAUCCCCUGUUGUUUUUUACCACAUGGAAAAAAACACUGUUUAUCUCAUGGAAGGAAUGAGUUUAAAGUGUGUGU
Molecule: messenger RNA, 2996 nt
Organism: Lates calcarifer (barramundi perch)
Lineage: Eukaryota; Metazoa; Chordata; Actinopteri; Centropomidae
Product: anillin-like
Biological process (GO): septin ring organization; actomyosin contractile ring assembly; mitotic cytokinesis
Cellular component (GO): actomyosin contractile ring
Source: RefSeq, a predicted model, not a curated record